AUUUAUUACCCUGAAAACAUGUUCAAGUCAUGGAGCAAGAAGAACAAGAUCAGAGCCGUAUUCAAAUUGGAAUUUCAGGCAACUCAGGUUCCAAAGAUGAAAAAGUCUGCACUGAUGGUAUCUUUGGUGCCUGAUGAUGUUGGGAAGCCAACCGUGAAACUAGAGAAAACCGCUGUCCAGGAUGGGACCUGCUUAUGGGAAAAUCCAGUUUUUGAAUCAGUGAAACUCAUUAGGGAUGCAAAGUCAGGAAAAAUUCAUGAGAAAAUCUACCAUUUCAUUGUUUCAACUGGAUCUUCAAAAUCUGGCUUUCUUGGAGAAGCCUCAAUUGAUUUUGCUGAUUUUGUUGCAGAAACCGAGCCAAUGACUGUUUCUCUACCCCUAAAGUUUGCCAAUUCAGGCGUAGUUUUACAUGUGACUAUUCAAAACGUGGAAGGAUAUACAGCUGAAAGAAAUGGGGAAGAUAAUGUAUCUGUGGGACCUUACAAUGAUGGAAGUUUGAAACACCAACUGAGCUAUAGCAGCACGGAUCAUGAAAGUUAUAAUGUUGAUGAAGAUGGGCAGAUGGACAAGACCAGAUCUGAGUAUUCUGAACAAAAUGCAUCUAAUGGCAUCAGUCCUGGGGUAGCUUCAUGGGAGGAUCCUUAUAGCUUCAGAGAGAAUUCAAUGACAUCAAAAGGAACUGUUGAGGCCAUUGCAACAAAAUCCAAAGUGCAUAAGAGGUCAAACACAGACUGGUCAAUGGGUUCAGCAUCAGAUGGAAGUUUAGGUGACUGGACAAACAGCCUGGAAGAUAAUCUUCCAAGAGAAAGAUUACGAGAGCCUUCAGAUAAUGUUACUGAAAAGCUCAAAAGUGAAAUUACUUCUCUAAAGAGGCAGGCAGAACUAUCAGAAUUAGAGUUACAAUCACUUCGGAAGCUGAUAGAAAAAGAAAGCACUCGGGGACAGAAUUUGUCUAGACAGAUAAUCAGCCUCAGAGAUGAGAGAGAUUGGCUCAAAACCAAAUAUGAGCAACUUAAGUCCCAACAAAACUUCAAUAAUGAGACCAAAACCUCUAAUACCUUGAAGUCUGAGAAUGAAGAUACUAAGCUUCAGUUAGAGGCAAUAAAGGAAGAGCUUGUUUAUGAAAAAGAGCUGUGUGCCAAUCUUCAGUUGCAACUACAGAAGACACAAAACUCAAACUCUGAACUACUUUUGGCUGUGACAGACCUUGAAGCAAUGUUAGAGGAAAAGAAUAAGGAAAUAUUGGAUCUAUCUACCAAUAUAAAAUCCCAAAAGCUUACUAAAGAGCAUGGUAAUGCCAAAGAAUUAGAUCUCUUGCAGCACAAAAUUGCAGACCAGAAUGUUGAAAUAGACAAUUACUACAGGCAACAUGAAGAGCUAAGCGAGCAUAUAAAAGAGCUCACUUUGGAGUAUGAUCUUCUUAAGAAGGAAAACGUGGAUAUCUCUUUGAGAUUAAAGCAAGAUGAAGCACAACACAUCAUGUUACAAAAUGAACAUUCAGCUUCUUUAGUUGCAGUACAACAACUUGAAUCACAAGUGGAGAGAUUAGAAGAAAAGCUAAAGAUGCAGGAAGAUGAAUUUUCGGCAUCUUUGGUCUGCAUCACAGAACUGGAAAAUCAAGUCAAUUCUUUGGAGAAAGAACUGAAAAUACAGGCAGAGAAAUUCGAAGAUGAUCUUCAUGGUAUGCAAUAUGCAAAAACUGAACAGGAAGAACGGGCCAUCCAAGCAGAAGAGGCCUUGAGAAAGACGAGACACAAUAAUGCACUCGCAUCUGAGCGUUUUCAGGAGGAAUAUAGUUUGCUUUCUAUUGAAAUGGCAUCCAAAGUUGAGGAGAAUGAAAAGGUGACUAUGAAAGCAGUCGCAGAAGCUGAUGAACUCAGGCACCAGAACAAACUAAUAGAAGAAAUGCUCCAUAAAUGCAAUCAAGAGCUCAGGCUUAUUACAGGUCAGAAUGAAUUGAAAGUUCAAGAGCUCUUGAACCAAAUAGAUUCAAAAGCAAAAACAAUAGAACAGAUGUCACAAGAACUGGAAGUUAAGUCUAAACAACUUGAGGAUGCACAAAGGCACAGGGAUGAAAAGGACGCUGCAUUUUCAAAGCAAAUUCAAAUGCUUAGAUCUAGAAUUAAAAAGUUGAUGGCAGAGGAGUGUGCAUUAUCUAAACCCAAGCUAACAAAGAACAUGACCGAGAUAGUAAGGACAGAUGGAGAAACAACCCUGGAUGGACAACCGAUUAUGACUCCAAAUGAUGAGGAGAUGAUACUUGGCACCCUAUUGUCAGAAGUAGAAACCUUUAAGAUCCAGCACAAUGAAAUAAAACACAGUUUGCAAAAGGAACAAGUGGAGAAAGAAGAUAUGAGGAAACAGAUAUAUCAAUUAGAAGGAGAGCUGAGGAAGAAGGAAGCAGAAUUAUGUGCUAUGGAAAAGAAGCUCAAGAAUAACAAAGGACGAGCUGCAGCUACACAUACGAAUUUGACUUCAAGAGGCAAUGAGUUUGCUGCGCCUCCUUCUGCUAAAGCACAUACUAAGAAGUCAAAAUCAGAAAUGCAUAAGGGAACGGAUGAAGGAGGAACAAUAGGGAAGUCAGCUCAGAUCAAAGUUUGUCUAGCUCCGGGAAGUGAGGUUAAAACUUGCUUGGCAAAUGAGGUGAUUGUCUCCAAUAAUAACCAUGAUGAAGAGUCCCAUACAGAUGAAUUGUUGAAUGAAGUGGCAGUGCUGAAGGAAAGGAACAAGAAUAUGGAAAGCGAGCUAAAAGACAUGGAAGAAAGAUAUUCAGAGAUUAGUCUAAAAUUUGCAGAGGUAGAGGGAGAAAGAGAGCAGCUUGUUAUGGCUCUACGCAAUCUCAAGAAUGGCAAGAAGAACUAGAAUUCUCUGCAGGUUCAAUGUCAAGAACAAAACAUACAUUGGUUAUGAAGGAGGCUGGAUAUCAUGAUCUCCAAAAUGGUGGAACUAAGUUUAGCCAGUACUUUGCACUUCUGUUGUGACCUAUAUCCUGUACAUCAACUCACAGUUUUACCUCAUCUAAAAUCUGGUGGGCCACUUGGUCCAAUAUUUGUUGUCUUACGAUACAAUGGCAAGAUAGCCAGGGGUACGAUGCUAGCCUCAUACAGGCAUUGUAGCCAAU
This is a messenger RNA of Gastrolobium bilobum, 3121 nucleotides long. RefSeq lists its product as uncharacterized. The coding region runs from base 19 to 2862 and encodes 947 amino acids. NCBI's taxonomy places the organism in Eukaryota, Viridiplantae, Streptophyta, Magnoliopsida, Fabales, Fabaceae. The transcript is spliced from 8 exons. The record is from RefSeq and is a predicted model, not a curated record.